This is a messenger RNA of Vitis vinifera (wine grape), 1415 nucleotides long. RefSeq names its product heavy metal-associated isoprenylated plant protein 35. The coding region runs from base 291 to 1139 and encodes 282 amino acids. Gene Ontology annotation, molecular function: metal ion binding. The transcript has 3 exons. NCBI's taxonomy places the organism in Eukaryota, Viridiplantae, Streptophyta, Magnoliopsida, Vitales, Vitaceae. The record is from RefSeq and is a predicted model, not a curated record.
GAGGACUGAGGACUCUGGAGCGGGGGGAAAAGGGGCUGGUUUGGUCAUUUUCAGAUAAUACCUGAGCAGUGAGCAUUUUGCACACUCACUCUCCCACUCUUUCAGUAGGAGAAGAGAGAGUACAGAGUACUGCUUUGUCCAUUUCCUCUCUCAAGUCUCUUCUCACAUUCAUUCCUUUGCUCACCCCCCCUACAUCUCUGAGUCCCUCCCUUCACUCUCUCUCUCUCUCUCUCCUCAUUCAUUCUCUCAUCAACUCAAUCUCUCUCUCUCUCUUUCUCUCUCUCUCCCCCAUGGCUUCAACAGUAGCAGUAGCAGCAGCUGCAGCUGAAGAACCCUCUGAGCAACCCCUGAAAUAUAAGACAUGGGUUUUGAAAGUUUCCAUCCACUGCCAAGGUUGCAAGACUAAAGUGAAGAAAGUUCUGCAGAGCAUUGAUGGUGUUUAUACAAUAAACAUUGACCAAAAGCUACACAAAGUUACAGUUACUGGCAACGUCGACGUGGAGACCCUUAUUAAGAAGCUGUUGAAGACUGGGAAACCCGCCGAGAUGUGGCCAGAGAAGCCCUCCGGCAAAGAGAAAAAGUCCGGCAAGGGCAAGAACAAAAGCAAAGAGAAUGACCCAAAAAGUGAAGAAAAUUGCAGCGAUGGCAGCCCACCAGCGGACGCCGUCCUGAAGCUUGCCUCUGCUCAGAAGCAUGGAGGUGAAUCAAGUGAUGAUCAAGAGAAAGAGUUGAAAAAUGGCGGGAAGGCGCCGGAAAAAGCUCCGGCCAGCGACCAUCCGCCAGCGGUCGAGCACAAGGGCAGUGAAAGUGGUUGUGGUACGGGAAAAAGCGGUGGCGGUAAAAAGAAGAAAAAGAAAGGGCAAAAAGGUAAUAAUACUCAGGGUGGUCCACCGGGUUCACAGCUAAGUGGUGUACCUGCAGGCACUGGAUCUCCAGCUCACAAUCCGGGUACGGAUCAAGUAAUGGGCACGGUGAAUCUCAGCCCUACACGUCAGGAACCGUGCCCGUACCCGCCAACCUUUUUCCCCCACCCGGUUUAUGUUGCCAGUUACAGUACGGCCCACCCUAGCAUAAGCCCUUAUCCUUACACUUUCGAGAUUUUCAGCGACGAAAACCCGAAUAGCUGUUCCAUUAUAUAACGAUCAGCAUUCAGCAUACGACGCAUGACGUCUGUCUAGAAUGCAAUGAAUAUAAACAUAUGAAUUUGUCGAUAGUCUCGGAUGCAAUUCUACAAAAUUUGAGCUUUGAGUUAAGAAAUCAGGUGAAGCUUGUUUUGGGCUUAUGGUAAGUAUUUUGUUUGGCCCUUUUUGUCCUAGGGUAAUGGUAAGUUUUUGUAGUGCUAAGUCUCUCCAAUGUAAGGUGGUCUUCUCUUCUUAUGUUAAGAUGAGUUUUUGUGAGCAAUGUUUGAUGUUGAA